Vigna angularis (adzuki bean) is the source of this 1262-nucleotide messenger RNA. Its product is annotated as protein-ribulosamine 3-kinase, chloroplastic. NCBI's taxonomy places the organism in Eukaryota, Viridiplantae, Streptophyta, Magnoliopsida, Fabales, Fabaceae. The coding region runs from base 71 to 1057 and encodes 328 amino acids. The transcript is spliced from 9 exons. The record is from RefSeq and is a predicted model, not a curated record.
GAGUUCAGAACGUGCGAUUGUUAGUAUAAAGAAGAAAAGAUAGAGUAAGGAAGUAGAUAGGAGAAGAGAGAUGAGAUUGAUAUCCUCUUCGACAUGCUUCACUUCACUUCCUCCAUGUUUUCCAACUUCUCUCACCAAAACCACUAAAUCAUCACCAAAGUUCAGCAUGAGCAUGAGUGAGGAUCCGGUUCGUGAGUGGAUUCUUUCAGAAGGGAAAGCUACAAAGAUAACCAAAAUUAGCCCUGUUGGUGGUGGCUGUAUCAAUCUUGCCAGUCGCUAUGAUACUGAUGUCGGUUCCUUCUUUGUUAAAACAAACAGGAGUAUUGGACCAUCCAUGUUUGAAGCAGAGGCUCUUGGUUUAGGAGCUAUGUAUGAAACCGGGACUAUCUGUGUACCUAAGCCAUAUAAGUUUGGACCGCUACCUACUGGUGGUUCUUUCAUCAUCAUGGAAUUCAUACAAUUUGGUGCAUCUAGAGGCUAUCAGUCUGAACUAGGGAGGAAGCUUGCUGAAAUGCAUAAAGCUGGAAAGUCCAGUAAAGGCUAUGGUUUCGAUGUAGAUAACACCAUUGGCAGUACUCCACAAAUAAACACCUGGUCAUCAGAUUGGGUUCAAUUUUAUGGAGAGCAUAGAUUGGGUUACCAGUUGAAGUUAUUAUUGGACCAAUUCGGUGACAGAACCAUUUACGAAAAAGGACAGAGACUAGUGAAAAGCAUGGGACGCCUGUUUGCCAAUGUGAAGAUAGAACCAUGCUUACUACAUGGAGACCUCUGGAGUGGAAACAUUAGUUCUAACAAAAAUGGAGAACCUGUCAUAUUGGACCCUGCAUGUUAUUAUGGACACAGUGAAGCAGAAUUCGGCAUGUCUUGGUGUGCUGGCUUUGGAGGCUCAUUCUAUGAUUCUUAUUUUAAGGUGAUGCCUAAACAACCAGGCUUUGAGGAGAGGAGAGACCUUUAUAUGCUGUAUCAUUAUCUAAAUCAUUAUAAUCUCUUUGGUUCUGGAUAUCGAUCAUCUGCCAUGUCUAUAAUUGAUGAUUAUCUUGGACUUUUAAGUGCUUAGGAUUAAGUGCAUUAUCCUCGAGGUUGUGUAUGAAUGAGGUUGUACAUUUGUCUACAUUACAUUUCCCCAAUCACCUCAUUCAAUGAAAUGGAGAUAUUCACGUAUUGUAUAUUCCAUGUCUUUCUUUUAUGCCCCUUGGUCCUUGACUUUGUAUUAUGCAGUUUUAUAUAAUGCUGUGCAAGAGAGACUUCAUUGUUUUUCGUCU